Zeugodacus cucurbitae (melon fly) is the source of this 2107-nucleotide messenger RNA. Its product is annotated as transcription factor grauzone. Lineage: Eukaryota; Metazoa; Arthropoda; Insecta; Diptera; Tephritidae. Gene Ontology annotation, biological process: regulation of transcription by RNA polymerase II. The record is from RefSeq and is a predicted model, not a curated record. Gene Ontology annotation, molecular function: zinc ion binding; DNA-binding transcription factor activity, RNA polymerase II-specific; RNA polymerase II transcription regulatory region sequence-specific DNA binding. The transcript is spliced from 4 exons. Gene Ontology annotation, cellular component: nucleus. Bases 129 to 1871 code for a protein of 580 amino acids.
UAACAAAUGAUCGCAGGUGGCAACAUCUGUUUUUACCAUAUAAACGAUAGUUUUUGUAAUAAAUAAAUUAAGAAAAAGAAUUACAUUUCAUAAAACAAUAAUUAAGUUUGUUUUUAUAAAAAGAGAGGAUGUUUGAUAAAUUGUCAUGUUUAUUAUGUUUGGAAAAAAACGAUGUAUCAAAUGGUCAAAUCAAUAUUGAUACUGAUGAUCAACAAUCAGUAAAUGCUCGUGCAAUGGUGGAACAACAUUUCAAGGAAGAGCUCAGCAUGAUGCCCUAUCUUUCAAACAAAGUUGUAUGUCAACAAUGCUGGGAACUGUUACAAUCAUUUCAUGAGUUCUAUGUGCGCGUACAAAAUGCACAUUUGGCGGCAAGUAACACGCUCAAAUCCUUGCAAGAAUUGGAGAUAGCCGUUACUGAAAUAAAAACUGAACCCGAUGCAAUAGACGAGUUGGCUACUCCUCCCAAGCGUCGACGGGGACGACCGCGGCGCCAAAAGCCGGACGAAGAAGCUUCGGUUUUACAACCAACAAUUAUAUUAAAAGAGUGCAGUGUGCGAAUUGAACCAUUGAUUUUUCCUUAUAACGAUAACAUUAACAAAACACAAGAAUUAAACUCAGACUGUUUGGAUGUUAAGAGUGAAAUAAUGCCGGAGAAAGACGAAAGUGUUGAUCCAAUUUACACACCACAAAUGACUGGCGAUGAGAGCGACACUUUGGAUGUAGCGCCUGCCAGUCCUGUAAAGGAGUUGUGUGCACCACAAAGAAAAAAAACGGUCCGUACCAGAAAGCGAUAUAAACGGAAGCGAAACGAACCAAAACGGGAGAUUAAGCGUUUGAAUAAGCCACGACAUAAAACGUCGGAUUAUGACGAAUUUAUUGCAAAACAUUUUACAUUAACUUGCUUUCUUUGUCAAACUGAGCUUGAAAACUUUAGAGAGCUUAAAAUGCAUUAUCGUGAAAAACAUAAAACUAAUGGAUAUGUUAAAUGUUGUGGUAAAAAACUACUCAAACGCGGUGUACUUGUGGACCAUAUAAAAUUUCAUAACGACCCAGAAUACUUCAAGUGUCAACCUUGUGGGAAAACAUUUUCCGAUGCGCGUGGCCUAGAGACACAUCUACAAUUCUUUCACGGUUCUAGAGAACGUGUUUAUCAUUGUGAAAUUUGUUCGAAAGGAUUCUUUCGCCGUGAGUUACUCUCACGACACUAUGCUAUACAUGCAACUGAAGAACAGAAGAAUGUCAAGUGCCCUGAAUGUGAAAAGACAUUCUGCAGCGAAUAUAAAAUGCGUCAACAUUUGAAAAUAGUUCAUCUACAUUCGUAUGCGAAGAUAUGUGACAUUUGUGGCAAAUCUUUUCACGGAGGUGAAGCAUUCCGCCGGCAUCAGCAGGAGCACACUGGUUUGCCACGACCACUCAUUAAGUGUGAAUUAUGUAAUACUGAAUUGACGACAAAGUACGGACUAUCACGGCAUAUGAAAGUAAUGCACACCGUGGAAUAUCAAACGCCACAAGUUUGUCCAAUCUGCUCAAAAGUAUCACCAUCGCUACGUGCGCAUCAUACUCAUUUUAAAUUCAUGCAUGUGGCGGAGCGUAAACAUGUCUGCAAUAUGUGUGACAAAGCUUUCAAACGACCCAAAGACUUACGAGAACAUAUGACAACACAUACCGGGGAAGUUCUGUAUACUUGCACAUUUUGUCCACAAACAUUCAAUUCGAACGCCAAUAUGUAUGCACAUCGUAAGCGAAAGCAUCCUAAAGAAUGGGCAGAAAAAUGUGUAAAGAAAAAUACUUCCAUGGGCAUGGGACAACAGAUACAAAAACAGUUAGAAUCUAUAAUUGAAUCUGUGGAAGAUGCGGAUGUUACAAAAUAAAUGGAGAAGUAAAUGUAAUAUAGGUUUUAUUAUUCAAAUGUGCAGGGGUAAAAACAAUUGUUCAUAAAGCCACCACGAUUAGUUUAGUUUUUUUUAAUUAUAUACGUUCUUACAAUCAAUGUAGAUAAACAAAUCGAGCUGUUAAUUAUUACUUUCCUGUAAAAAAAUCUACUCAAACCGAUAACAUAGAAAAAAGUAUCGAUAUUCCGAUAAAUAAACAAACACUUGUAUCAUUU